GCUCGCUCACUCGAUCGGGCUGUUCCGUGCAUUCCGAGUUCCAACCUACCUAACCGCACUAAAAACUCGCAUCUAGUCUUUCGCCAUCUUGAUAUAUUCACGCAAUCACCAUGGCUGGCAGACUUCUGGCUCUGGGUGCUAGAAACAUCAAAGCGCGCACUGUUCCACUCGGCGCUGCUGGUGCUCAUGGAGCUGUUGUGGAUCCCAAGAAGGUUGCCAUUGGUAGCAGGGAGGUAGUUGGUUUCGGUUUCAAUGGACAACCCAACUAUGUCGAUCGGGCGGAUUUCCCAAUGCCUGCUUUGAGGUGGAAGGAGCCAACCAGUGACAUUAAGGCUCUCCGUGAGAAGGAGAAGGGAGACUGGUCAAAACUUUCCAUUGAAGAGAAGAAAGCUCUGUACAGGGCGUCCUUCCGUCAGACCUUCUCUGAAUUCAAGGCUCCCACUGGUCAAUGGAAGUCUACUAUUGGCAUGACAUUGUUCUUUGCAUCUAUGGGCUUGUGGCUCUACAUGGGCAUGAAGUUCUUCGUAUACAACCCACUGCCACCAAGCUUCGAAAAGGAAGCGCAGGAGGCGCAGCUGCGUCGUAUCCUCGACUUGCACAUGAACCCCGUGGAGGGUCUUUCCUCCAAAUGGGACUACGAGAAGGACGACUGGAAGAAGUAAAUGUAGCACGUUUAGUAUGAAUUAUUUAAUAAAAUACGUCAGACUGGUUCAAUCAUUCGACAGCGAUUGAACGACUCUGACUGGGUGUUUUAAAUGAAGUUCAAUAAAUUGAUUAUGCAGAAUUUUCGGCAAGAUAGUUAUAAUAGUUAAGGUCAAGCGUGUAAAUGUAAUAACAAUGCAGAACCAAUGUAUUCACUACCCUUUUCACUCUUGUUUCGUUCUGGGCGCAGAUUUUGUUUGUGAUAUAUUGAGUAACUAUGAUUUGUACAGUGAUGCGAUGUCAUGGAAUAAAAAUAAACAUCAAUGUUAUAAGUA
Messenger RNA from Dalotia coriaria, 977 nucleotides. Its product is annotated as cytochrome c oxidase subunit 4 isoform 1, mitochondrial-like. Bases 111 to 662 code for a protein of 183 amino acids. The transcript is spliced from 4 exons. Lineage: Eukaryota; Metazoa; Arthropoda; Insecta; Coleoptera; Staphylinidae. Gene Ontology annotation, biological process: mitochondrial electron transport, cytochrome c to oxygen. The record is from RefSeq and is a predicted model, not a curated record.